AUGGACACUUCAGAGCUAGACCAUGAGCUAAAUGAUCGACAGGAGUCUGAUUUUCCUUCUCAUAUAAUGCACGCAGACAUAAUUGCUACAGCCUCUAGAGCCGAAGACGAAAGUGACGUGUCUAAUCUCAUUGAAGACGAGAAUGACGAAACAAAUCAAUGCAGCGAUCGCGACGGCCUGUUAAAAGCGUCGAUUCUUGAAAAAGUUGCCACGGAGAAGCUCUUACGUCGCUUAUUCGACGUAUUUAUUGAUGAUUUAGAUGCUGCAAAAGAUGAUGCGGAUGCUGGUGACUUAUUUGAGGAACUUCCGGAACCAUAUGGUCAAUUGUCAACUUAUCAACGUAUUCAAAUCACCUCAAUUCCGGAAGAAGUUGACAGUGAGACAAAAGAGGUGUGUCAACUUAUACGAAAAUGUAUAAUUUUAAGAAAAAAGUGGAUUACAAUUAAUGAGCCACAAAUGCGACUUGAGUCGACAGAAAAAGUGCAAACUCAUGCCCACGCUGUACAUACUGCAACUCGAUUACGUCAUCGAGAUGAAAUUCCCUAUGAACCAUUUGAAAACAAAGUACCUGCUACAACACGACACUAUUUCGAAAUGGUCAAUGGUGUUGUUUUGGUAUAUGAAGAUAAAGAUGCAAUCGAACCAAUUAGUCGAGUUGGUGACAUGGAGGAAUAUUACAACGACUUGUUUGAAAUCAAACGUAUUAUCAAUUAUGGACCGAUGAAAACACUUGCGUUCAAGCGGCUGCAAGUACUUGAAGCGAGAUUCAAUUUACAUAUGCUCUUGAAUUCAGAACGGGAACUUUUGGCUCAAAAAGCAGUACCUCAUCGUGAUUUUUACAAUGUCAGAAAAGUUGAUACCCAUAUUCACCAUUCAGCGUGUAUGAACCAGAAACAUUUGUUGCGAUUUAUCAAGUCACGACUACGGAACUCACCGGGUGAGAUUGUGAUUUUUCGUGACGGACGCUUUAUGACGUUAAGUGAAGUCUUUAGAUCGUUGAAUCUUACAGGCUAUGAUCUGAGUGUUGAUACACUCGAUAUGCAUGCGAGCAAUACGUUCCACCGCUUUGAUCGGUUCAAUUUGAAGUAUAAUCCUGCUGGACAAAGUCGACUACGUGAGAUUUUUCUUAAGACGGACAACCUGAUUGCUGGCAAGUAUUUGGCUGAAAUUACAAAGGAGGUCAUCUCGGACCUCCAUGCCAGCAAGUAUCAACUUGUAGAGUGGCGUAUCUCUAUUUACGGACGCAAAAAAUCGGAAUGGGACAAGCUGAGUCGCUGGAUGUACGCAAACAAACUUUCGUCCCCGCAUGUGCGAUGGAUGAUUCAGAUUCCGCGACUCUACUUUCUGUACAAAAAGUUGGGUGAGGUGGACAAUUUCCAGCAAAUGCUCGACUACAUCUUCUUGCCACUGUUCGAGGUGACACGGGACCCGUCGAGUAAUUUACCGCUACACUACUUUCUUGAGACCAUGGUGGGCUUCGACUGCGUGGACGAUGAGAGUAAGGCGGAACCUUUCCGAUCUGAGCGUGGUAAAAAGCUACCAAAGCCGCAGGAGUGGAAUUAUGAAGCCAACCCGCCGUACGACUACUGGUGCUACUAUUUGUACGCCAACAUUGCUGCUCUGAAUGAAUUCCGCCGGCGGAAGGGUCUCAACAUUUUUUCAUUGCGACCUCACUCCGGCGAAGCUGGCGACCCCGAGCACUUGGCAGCUGCUUAUCUUACUGCUAAUGGCAUCAAUCACGGCAUCACGCUUCGUAAGGCUGUCGGUCUGCAGUAUCUAUAUUACCUCACCCAAAUUGGCAUUGCCAUGUCACCACUGAGCAACAAUCGCUUGUUCCUUGCCUACCACCGCAAUCCGUUUCCCAUCUACCACGCGCGUGGUUUGAACGUCUCACUUAGUACUGAUGAUCCCGUCAUGCUCCAUUACACAAAGGAUCCACUGCUCGAGGAAUACUCGGUAGCCGUUCAGGUAUGGAAGUUGACAUCCACGGACAUGUGCGAGAUCGCGCGCAACUCAGUAUUGCAGUCGGGUUUUGAGCACAAGUUUAAGGAGCAUUUCCUCGGCCCCCAGUACACACUACCUGGAUCGCGUGGCAACGACAUUCGAAUGUCAAAUGUGCCAGACAUCCGUGUGGACUAUCGCCACGAGACACUCCAAGGCGAGCUAGCGUUCAUUCAAACGUAA
Molecule: messenger RNA, 2184 nt
Organism: Peronospora farinosa
Lineage: Eukaryota; Oomycota; Peronosporomycetes; Peronosporales; Peronosporaceae
Source: the annotation of a GenBank genome assembly